Molecule: messenger RNA, 1278 nt
Organism: Aphanomyces astaci
Lineage: Eukaryota; Oomycota; Saprolegniomycetes; Saprolegniales; Verrucalvaceae
Exons: 8
Coding region: 1-1278 (425 amino acids)
Source: RefSeq, a predicted model, not a curated record
AUGUUGCGACUGGAAUCGCGGGCGUCGGAGUGCAACGUGGGACGAAGCAAGAAGCGCAAGGCGAGCGAAAUCGCCGAGGAUGCCGACGAUGCCGACGAAAGCGUGGAAGAGACCGAAGCGCCGGCGCCACAGCCGAGACGACGAAGAACGAACGUCACCGACCUAGGAUGCGGCCGAAGUGGCUCGGCGCAAGGCCGAAUACGAAUUGGAAGCCAAGGUGCCGUGAAGCGGGAACGGCUUGGGCAGUGUGCAGAAGCUACUGGGGCAGCACUUGGCACGGCUGCCAAGAACGCAAAAGUGGCCGAAGUGGCGACGGCAAAGCGCGCCGAAGAGGCCAAGGCUAUCGCGGAGGCCGAAGAAAAGGCGUCAGAUGAAGCAGCCAAGGAGGCUGCAGAAGCAUCAACAAAGGCGGCCAGCGGAGGUGUGGUGGGGACACCAGCGGGUGAUGGGGGACAUCCCGUCGCAGCAGGCGGUGAGGGAAAGCAAGAGAAGGCGAGCGCCAAUGAAGCCGUCGUGAGGACAGAGGCAAACGUCUCAAAGGCGAAGGUGGUGCGAAGGUGGUGGGCCGGAACGAGCCGCGGAUGGACCAGCGUGGAAUCGGAAUACGUGCGUGACAUUACGCGCUGCUUGACUGUGGUGAACGCGUUUGAUGAAACGACUGGGGAUACCGGACGGCCAACGUUACCGUUGUCGAGCGGCAUGCAGCUGGCGAGGGUGAGUUUUCACCCGUUUGAUAAGCUCAAGGGCGUCAUGCUCGUGUGGUUAGAGCGGGAGUGCCUUGAGCGCUGGACUGUGUUGUGCAAUGACGAGACUUUGCUGGAGUACAUUGAAGCGUUCUUGUGGACGCUUGUCCAACAAGGCAGCAGGCGGCAUGGGCGGCUGCUGCUGAUAGCGGGACGGUUAGUGAACUCGCUGUCUAACUUCGCAGGGGUGCUUCGACAAAACCAUGGGCGUUUGGACGCGUGGUCCAUCGCAGUGGAUCGCCUCUCGCGUAAAUAUGCGUUGGCCCGGCUCGCACACCGAACUGCCGACCCGCAGCUAUCCAUCGCGAUCCCACGAUCGCGGUCGCGUGGUCAAUCGACGGCGCCUGUGAGAAAUCUAGACGACUUGUACCUGUUUAUCGAGUUUAUUAUCGACUUGGUCAGCGAGUCGGCGUCUGAAAUGAAGCGAAAACAGACGAAAGUGGUUCCGCUGGUGAAUUUGCUAUCGACGACUGUGGACAUCAUUCGACUGGAAGAGCCCCUGUACGGCGGCACCAUCCUAAACCCCGUCGAAUAG